Rubroshorea leprosula is the source of this 1392-nucleotide messenger RNA. NCBI's taxonomy places the organism in Eukaryota, Viridiplantae, Streptophyta, Magnoliopsida, Malvales, Dipterocarpaceae. The record is from the annotation of a GenBank genome assembly.
GCAUUGCCAAAAGAUAUUUAGAGGAGGAGGCAUUAAUAGAAUAAAACAACAUCUUGCUAGAAAGGGAGGAGAUGUUAGAAAGUGUGAUAAGGUGUCAUUUGAUGUUCGUUAUCGGAUGCAACAGAGUUUGAAGGAAAUUGAAGAAAGUAAGAAGCAAGAAAAAAAUAUAUGGGAAGAUAAUAAUCCAUUUGGACAUUUUGAUGGAGAUGCAUCAAACUUGCAAGAGAUUCCAAAUCUCUCUUCAGCUCCACAAUCUCAAGUUAAAGGGAAGGGGUUAGGAAUUUCAACAAAUAAGGAUAGAAAAAGGAAGGCAAGUGGGAUACAAAGUUUUUUUGCCCCAAGAACUACUGUUGGAGCUCAGCCAUCAAUUAGAAGUGCCUUGGUAGGUAAAGAUGUUGUCCAUAAUGCUGACUUGGCAAUUGCUAGGUUCUUUUUUGAUACUUGUCUACCCAUAAAUGCUAUCAACUUCCCUUACUUUCAGCCUAUGCUUGAUGCUAUUGCUGCAAUUGGUUCUGGUUAUAGGGCACCAAGUUAUCAUGUCAUGAGAAAUAAAAAAUUUUGGAAUAAUUGUGAGCUUGUAGUGAAAAUUGUGGGGCCACUUAUUCGUUUGCUUAGAAUUGUGGAUAGUGAUGAGAUGCCUUCACUUGGAUAUGUCUAUGAUGGCAUGUAUUGUCAUGCCCCAGAACCCAAAUCCGGGGACGUGGCAAACGCCGUACACUUGUGAGAGGGUCUCACAAAUGCACAAGGCUCAGAACUUAUCAUACCAUACUCUAAUACCACAAAAUCUGAAGAUAAAAAUUUAAAAUUUGCUCUGAUAUCAUAAAAUCUCCAAAUAAAGUCUAUAUUACAAGAUCAUGAUUUAUAUCUAAAAUUUAUGUUCAAUUUAUAAGAUGACUAGCCUUCUAACUCGUCACUCCCCUCAUUUUUCCCCAUUCUUGACUUCGCUUCCUAAAAUGGUGGACAAGGAAAAACUAUGAGAUAACUUAGUAAGUAAAUAUGGGUAGCCAGCAAGUAAAAUUUUAGCAUGCCUGAUAAACAGUUUAACAUAACAAAACGUUUAAUGAUAAACCGUUAAUGCAGAAUCAGAUUCAGUUUAAUAAACAAGCGUUCAAUGACAAACCAUUAAUGCAGAAGAAAAUUCAGUAGUAGUUUCAUCUAUAGGUCAUGGCCAGCGUUUAUAAACCUCCCACUGGCAGGCACAGUAGUAACCAAUGUUUUAUCCCAUUGAUAGGAUUACAGAAUGAACCAGUCUUAUCAGUAAACAUGUCGACAUGUGUUAGCGUUUAUAAACCUCCCACUAGCGGGCACAGUAAUACAUGACCAUAUCAGAGACAAAACCAUGCAGGAUUUACAAAAGAAAUCCGUAAUUCAUAAUCAAUCUCAAAUUUCAAA